AUGCCCCAGAAAAACUUUACUCAUAUUAAUCUCCAAGAAGAUUUCUACUUUGGCAAGUUGUGCUCUAAAGACAUUCUCAGUCUUCAUUGUGUCCAUCUCCAGGUGGGACUUGAAGGAGAAUACCUUGGACUGGAUAAAGUCAGUCUAGCGAAUAGUUCACUGUGGAGUCAGGGGACUUCUCUACCUGUUAAUAAGAGCUUGAUAUGGUACAAGGCGACAAUCCUUGCUCCUGAAGGGAAUGGCCCCCUAGCCUUAAAUCUAGCAAGCAUGGGGAAGGGUCAGGCAUGGAUUAAUGGGCAAAGCAUAGGACGAUAUUGGUCUGCCUAUCUCUCAACAUCAACUGGUUGCACUGAUAACUGUGAUUACAGAGGAACUUACAAUCCAUUUAAAUGUCAAAAGAAAUGUGGUCAGCCUGCUCAAAUACUGUAUCACGUUCCACGAACUUGGGUUCACCCUGGUGAGAACCUAAUAGUCCUGCACGAAGAGCUUGGUGGUGACCCUUCAAAAAUUUCUCUGCUCACACGCACUGGCCAAGAUAUAUGCUCUAUUGUGUCAGAAGAUGAUCCUCCACCAACUGAUUCCUGGAAACCAAACUUAGAUUUCAUGUCUAGAAGUCCAGAAGUUCGACUAACUUGCGAACAGGGGUGGCGCAUUGCUGCUAUCAACUUUGCUAGCUUCGGAACUCCUGAAGGAAAUUGUGGCACAUUCAGUCCAGGGAAUUGUCAUGCGGACAUGUUAACGGUUGUUCAAAAGGCUUGCAUUGGUCAAGAAGGCUGUUCAAUCCUCAUAUCAGCAGCUACCCUUGGUGAUCCUUGUCCUGGAGUUCUAAAACGCUUUGUGGUUGAAGCUUUAUGCAGUGAAUGA
Messenger RNA from Dovyalis caffra, 864 nucleotides. The record is from the annotation of a GenBank genome assembly. Lineage: Eukaryota; Viridiplantae; Streptophyta; Magnoliopsida; Malpighiales; Salicaceae.